Drosophila rhopaloa is the source of this 2090-nucleotide messenger RNA. RefSeq names its product protein mab-21 (gene mab-21). The record is from RefSeq and is a predicted model, not a curated record. Lineage: Eukaryota; Metazoa; Arthropoda; Insecta; Diptera; Drosophilidae. Bases 421 to 1518 code for a protein of 365 amino acids. The transcript is spliced from 2 exons.
CAUUCGGAAUCAGUCAAUGUUGAGUUGACGGCGCGAGAAGACGCGGGAGAAAGAGAGCGGAGAAUUGGGGAAUUCAAGAGUCCAAAAUCUAAGAAUCAGAAUUAAAGAACCGUCGCUGUGCCGUAUUAAAGAAUUAAAGAAUCGAAGAAUCAGAGUAUAAGAAUCGCUACAUCUAAAUCAAACAGAAACGAAUUGCAAAUUAAAGAAUUCAAAAUUAAAGAAACAUCGAAAAAAAGAAUUCAAAACUAAAGAACCCAAACCCCGUCGCCGUGCCGUAAAAUUAAUUGUUGUUUUUUGUGUGUGACUGACUCCAUGUGUGCCUCCUAGGUAAUGAGUGAACCCACGAGUAGUUUCAACUACAGAGACUAAAGACUUUGGGCGCCAAACCAAACAAACACAAGCCCCGCCGCCGUAUAGAGAAUGCUGGUGCCGUCGGACAUGAUUGCGGCGCAGUCCAAGAUGGUCUACCAGAUGAACAAGUACUGUGCGGAUCGCGUCCAGGUGCGGAAGGCGCAGAUCCACAAGCAGAUCCAGGAGGUGUGCCGGAUUGUCCAGGACGUGCUGAAGGAGGUGGAGGUCCAGGAGCCACGAUUCAUCUCCUCGCUGAACGACUACAAUGGACGGUUCGAGGGUCUGGAGGUUAUAUCGCCCACGGAAUUCGAGAUCAUCAUCUAUCUGAAUCAAAUGGGAGUGCUCAACUUUGUGGACGAUGGAACGCUGCCGGGAUGUGCUGUACUGAAGCUAAGCGAUGGCCGGAAGAGGUCCAUGUCCCUGUGGGUGGAGUUCAUCACGGCCAGUGGCUAUCUCUCGGCCAGAAAGAUACGAUCCCGAUUUCAGACCCUGGUGGCCCAGGCGUGCGACAAGUGCGCCUACCGCGACAUCGUCAAGAUGAUCGCCGACACCACGGAGGUCAAGUUGCGCAUCCGGGAGCGCAUCAUCGUCCAGAUCACGCCCGCCUUCAAGUGCGCCGGCCUCUGGCCGAGAUCCGCCUCCCACUGGCCGCUGCCGGGCAUCCCCUGGCCACAUCCCAAUAUCGUGGCGGAGGUCAAGACCGAGGGAUUCGACAUGCUCUCCAAGGAGUGCAUCGCGCUCCAGGGCAAGAACUCCGCCAUGGAGGGCGACGCCUGGGUCCUCAGCUUCACCGACGCCGAGAACCGGCUGCUGCAAGGAGCCAGUCGACGCCGGUGCCUGAGUAUCCUGAAGACCCUGCGAGAUCGGCACUUGGACCUGCCCGGCAACCCGGUGACCUCGUACCACCUGAAGACCCUGCUGCUCUACGAGUGCGAGAAGCAUCCGCGGGAGAUGGAGUGGGAGGAGAACUGCAUCGCGGACCGCAUCAACGGGAUCUUCCUGCAGCUGAUAUCCUGCCUGCAGUGUCGCCGCUGUCCGCACUACUUCCUGCCCAACAUGGAUCUGUUCAAGGGCAAGUCGCCGGGCGCCCUGGAAAAUGCGGCCAAGCAAGUUUGGCGGCUCACCCGGAUCAUGUUGACCAAUGUGCGUUGUCUGGAGGAGCUGUAGGGCACCCAUUCUAUAUGGUAUAUAGACCCUUUGGAUUUUUGGCAGCUGCAGGGGGGAAAAAAGCACGCAGUUAACCACCGUUGGGUUUCAUAUUUUUUUAUUCGCCUUUUGGUUUUUUUUACUGAUUUUUUUUUUUUGUAAGCUAAAAACAAAGGCAAUGUGGGGGGGAGAGGGGAUCGAAGAGAAGGGGGAGAGAGAGCAGUGAAAUUGUAACCCAAAUACUAUUUGAUAUUUCGCUAGAUCGUAACUUAAAUUUAGGUGCUUUCGAAAAGUAUACGCCGCUUACAGAGUUUCCUAUAAUUAGAGCAUACCUAGUGUUACCCAUUUAGAUCGUCAUCGUCGCAAAACGCACAAAAGUUACCAUCUAGAUACGUACGAUUUUUUUUUAACAUUUUUUUGGCCCAUUGCUAAUAGCAAAGAGCAGAGCAAAAUUAGCUAAAUUAGCCGUAAGUCCAAUGAAACUGAGACAGCCGACGCGGGAAUAUUUCUCCGUCGGUCCUAAAUUAUUUAUUCUAUGUUUUUGCCUUCUUAUUGUGAGUUUAGUCAAUAAAACCUAAGUUUUUCAAUGAAAA